AUGUACAAAGUCGGAAAUGUCACAGAGAACCUCAGCCGGGACUCGUCGGAUAUCCCAGCCUCUCUGAUAAAGACUCUACAAUCCCGUCACCAAAGCCUGCGAGACCCGCUCCUCCUCCAGCGCGACGACACGGCUUUCAACGACAUGAUCCGCCAACUAGCUUUCGAAGAGCUGGAGAGGCCCGCGAGCAGCGGAGACGAAUGCGAAAAGGUUGGCGACUUGGACAUGGUCAAGUCGCCGGGCGCAUAUGCCAUGGCAAGGGAUGAUUCGACCAUCGCCUCCCGCGACUCUACCUUCAUCUCCAAAAGGGCUAUUUUGAGCGCAAACAAACGAAUGCUAGGAGCCAGGAGGCGCUGCAUGAUUGCGUUCAAGCACGUAAUGGCCAGGUUGUGCAACGGGGGCUGA
Molecule: messenger RNA, 405 nt
Organism: Pyricularia pennisetigena
Lineage: Eukaryota; Fungi; Ascomycota; Sordariomycetes; Magnaporthales; Pyriculariaceae
Exons: 1
Coding region: 1-405 (134 amino acids)
Source: RefSeq, a predicted model, not a curated record